CGUCUGAAGUUGUAGCGGAAGAUCUGUGUGGUUGUGUGAACCAACCCGGCAACAGGAAGGCGACACGGCGAAUGGAAUAUGGAGUGUAUUCCAGUGACCAUUGAUGAUCUUGAGGGCAAAAAGGACCCAGUCAUAGAGGACCCAGAGCACAAUGUGUACACCCGGUUUAUGAAGUCCCACCGGUGUUAUGACCUCGUACCUACCAGCUCCAAACUGGUUGUGUUUGAUACAUCGCUUCAGGUCAAGAAGGCAUUUUUUGCUCUUGUUUCCAAUGGGGUAAGAGCAGCACCUCUGUGGGACAGCAAGAAGCAGUGCUUCGUUGGUAUGCUGACCAUCACAGACUUCAUUAACAUCCUACAUCGCUACUACAAAUCUCCACUGGUUCAGAUAUAUGAGUUGGAAGAACACAAAAUUGAAACAUGGAGAGAGCUGUACCUUCAAGACUCUUUUAAGCCCUUGGUUAGCAUAUCUCCCAACGCAAGUUUGUAUGACGCAGUCUCAUCUCUGCUGAAGAAUAAGAUCCACAGACUGCCUGUAAUUGACCCCCUGACAGGAAACACGCUCUAUAUUCUCACACACAAGAGGAUUCUCAAGUUCCUGAAGCUUUUUAUAGCAGAAAUGCCAAAACCCUCAUUCUUGAGACAAACCUUAGAGGACCUGAACAUCGGAACAUUCCGGAACAUAGCGGUGGUCCGUGCAGACACACCGCUGUACACAGCGCUGGGUAUUUUUGUAGAGCAGCGAGUGUCUGCGCUCCCCGUUGUGGAUGACAAAGGUCGAGUCGUGGAUAUAUACUCAAAAUUUGAUGUUAUAAACCUGGCCGCAGAGAAGACGUACAACAACUUGGAUGUGACAGUGACCAAAGCCUUGCAGCACCGCUCGCAGUACUUUGAAGGAGUGCUGACCUGCAACAGGCACGAGACCCUGGAAGCCAUCAUCAACAGACUGGUCGAGGCAGAGGUGCACAGGCUGGUGGUGGUGGAUGAGCAGGAAGUGGUGAAAGGAAUAGUCUCCCUUUCAGAUAUCCUCCAGGCACUAGUGCUGACUGAUGGAGAUGAGGGCACAGCUUGAAUAGGUAACUCAAAGAAGGAAAGACUUCACGGAGCAAAGGGAGAAAGAUCAGGCAUGUGAGAGGGGAAUUUCCACAAUGUAUUGAAGUAUCAUCACCCAUCUCCUGUAACCGGGCUUCCUAUAAUCACACAUGAAUAUGUCUGCCUCUCUGCAGAAACAUGAAGCUCUAGCAAUUCUGCAAUUUCACAUUGUAGUCGCACAAGAGACCUCUGAAGAGGAGCUGUUGACCAGGCAUCAUUCCCACCUCUGCUGUUUCUGAUCUACGCAGAGGAGGACCAUUAAUUGUGGCUUUGAUUAUAAAUGUAUUCCCGAUAAUAUUAAUGAUAUAAUCAGUUGUAAGUUAAACUGAUUUACCUGUAUUGCCAUUUGUUGGCAACAUUUUAUUUGUACAAUAAGGCUGAAAUGUAGCUUCACACAAAGCCUAUGAAAGGGUAAUUUUAAACCCUGUGUAACUUUGUCAGAUCAGCGUCUGGUGUGUAGGAUGUUCUGGCACGUUCUGACUUUUCUUUGUACGUGGAAGUAGUGUGGUGAUAUUCAGCUGAAAUGAUCUUGUUAAACAACUAGUUCGAUAAUUUAAAUGCAGGUAGAGGACUGAUUUGCGAAUCAUUUUUACCUUGAGCCCAUGCUGAUGGUUAUAUGUUACAGAGGUAUUUAUCUGUAUGUAUGUGUGGCAUAUACUGUACAUACAGUACAUGCAUACAACAACUGGCUUUGUGCUGCUUUGGUGUGAAAGUGCUAAAAUGAUUUUGGAUAAUUUAUCAUUCAAACACUAGACCUUAAAGACCUCGGAGCUGGCAAGUAGUCCACACUGGACAGUCAUAUUUAAAAAUGAUUUCACAGAUGUGACUGAAAAAGGCUUGGUCAUGGUCUAACAUUUUCAGCAAGUCAGGUUUCAGCUUCAGGACGUAUUGCUCCAAAACAAAACAAAAGCUCUGAAUAAAUUUUAACGAAUAUAAAAGAUUUAUGUAAAUUUGUCACCAGUUAAAUCAAGUUACCCCAGUUAGCAGUGUGUGAAGAAUUCAAGGGCUCAAGUUUUAAUCUGCCAUGUAGGAAACCUGAAAGAGCGCGUCAGGCUCUCGAGACGACCUCAUUGGUGAAGUCCAGAACAGCAUCGGUGAAUCUGCUGUUAGAGACGACCAUUAAUUGUGCUGUGUCCUGUUUGCUCUGAAUAUUUAUGGGUUUUAUGUUUUGCCAUAUUGUCUGUGUUGUCACGUAUAACCAAAUGUUUAAUGGAUUUUACUUUACUGACUCGUUUUCUGCCUGUUUUGUCUCUCACACUUGGCUUUGGCACUAUCAGCGUUAAAGGGAUUUGCUUAUUGCUCCAGUGCUGCAAGAUCUCAUCAGUUUUUGAAAAAGUGGUCCAUCCAAAAAAACUAAUGUUCAAGUUAAUGAUUUUUGUGGUAUUUUUUUUCUUUUCUGAUCUUUCUGGUGUGUUAUGUUGAUGUCAGUUACAGUUAGUGAUGACAUCUGACGUCUGAACAACGAGUCUAAUACGUUAAUUCAACUGUUACCUCUUCAUAGUGUUUCGGGGACUUUAUUAAAAUCACUCAAUACCAGCAUUUUUCUCUUCCAUUUCCAUAAUGGACCAGGAACAUGUCACUUCCUGUUUUGCUCUGUAUGAAAUUUCAUGUACAACUGUAUGUAAAUGCACAGUUUUUGUAGUAAUCUGCAUUGAGACUGAUUGAAAAGAUGAGCAAUAAAGGUUCUUUAAGAGUUUGUUUUAAA
Messenger RNA from Epinephelus lanceolatus (giant grouper), 2796 nucleotides. RefSeq names its product protein kinase, AMP-activated, gamma 1 non-catalytic subunit (gene prkag1). Gene Ontology annotation, cellular component: nucleus; nucleotide-activated protein kinase complex; cytoplasm. Gene Ontology annotation, biological process: regulation of catalytic activity; protein phosphorylation. Gene Ontology annotation, molecular function: protein kinase binding; AMP binding; protein kinase regulator activity. The record is from RefSeq and is a predicted model, not a curated record. NCBI's taxonomy places the organism in Eukaryota, Metazoa, Chordata, Actinopteri, Perciformes, Serranidae.